Messenger RNA from Pristis pectinata (smalltooth sawfish), 4465 nucleotides. RefSeq names its product interleukin-1 receptor type 1-like. Bases 75 to 2090 code for a protein of 671 amino acids. NCBI's taxonomy places the organism in Eukaryota, Metazoa, Chordata, Chondrichthyes, Rhinopristiformes, Pristidae. Gene Ontology annotation, molecular function: interleukin-1 receptor activity. The record is from RefSeq and is a predicted model, not a curated record. Gene Ontology annotation, biological process: signal transduction. The transcript has 11 exons.
GUAACUUUGUCAAACCGGGAAAACUUCAAAUAGAAAAGUAGAGUGGGAUCUUAAUUUGACAGUACCUUGGGCAGAUGUCAGUGACGAAAAUCCCGCGGGCAGAACCUGCAGCCUGUGGAGGGCGAGUGGGCGGACAGCCCGGAGACAGACGCAGACCCGGGAGCACGCGGCUGCAGCCUGGGAGAGGGGAGGCGCAGCGGCUGCAGCCUGAGAGAGGGGAGGUGCAGCGGCUGACGUGCAGCGAAGAACAUUACGAAAUCUCGGUUCAUCUCAGUGGUGGGACUGGGGGCGUCGAGGGUCCGGGGUCCGGUCUCUUCCCUUCCUCCAGAGAUAGCAGUUCCGACUACACGUGGAAAAUGACUGCUUCAAUUCUUGUGCUUAUCUUUGGAUUUCUCCCAUUCAUGUUGGCCUUACCUCUACAAUUCAGUCCAACUGUAGAAUCAUGCCAAGACUGGGGUGUUAAUUUUGACCGCCACUUCGCUCUGGAAAGAGAAGCAGCUGUUUUGAAGUGCACUCCUUUGGAAUUUAUAUUUAAAGAGCUUAUGAAUGCAACAACAAAUUACAGUGUUGUGUGGUACCACAACAAAACAUCAGAAGUAAUAACAACAGACAAGAUGCAAAGGAUACAUGUAGAAGCUGAUUCUCUUUGGUUUCUUCCAGUAUUAAGUGAAGAUACUGAUCACUAUAUCUGUGUUGUGAGGUAUUCUACAUUUUGCAUCAAAGAGGCUAUUUCACUAACGGUUACCAACCGUACCAGUGCAUUAUGCCCACAGAAUGGUAAUUCCUAUGGGUCGUCGUCUUAUUCAGGGAUAGCUAAAGUGAUUUAUUGUCCUGAUAUCAUGGAGUAUUUUGGCUCAAAUGAAGAUAUUACACUAAAUUGGUACAAGAACUGUGAGCCUAUUUCACACGAUGGAGAAAAAUACCACUACCAUGAGGGUGAUUGGCACCUUACUGUAAAAGACGUGGACCCAUCAGAUGAGGGAAAGUAUGUUUGUGAACUACUAUUUAUGCAUAAUGGUUUACGAUAUGUAACAUCAAGAACCAUUGAUUUCAAUAUUAAAGGUUGUAAAGCUAGUGUAGGCCCACAAAUCAUGCAUCCCAAAAAUGGUACAAUUGAAAUACUACCUGGUUCAAAUUUGAACUUAUCAUGUGUAGCAUACACUGGAUAUUGUGACCCUUCCAUGACAAUUAUAUAUUGGCUAGUAAAUAACGAAUUUAUUGAAGACUAUAUCAACGAAUCUUUCCAGGUUGAACAAAGUUACAGGAAUAAUGAAGGCCAAGGCAACUAUUAUCAGAUGAAUAUAAUUUUAACCAAUUUCAAAGAAGAGUAUUAUAACAAGGUUUUUAAAUGCAUUGCACAAAAUGGCCUGGGAUAUCAAAUUGCAGCUAUUAAUUUUAGAAAAGCAGCUGCUGAUUUUACAAGGGAGAUAGUAGCCAUAUUUGGUGUGUUUGCCUGUGUUUUGUUCAUCUGCGUUUGCACUUACAAGAUUUUCAAGAUUGAUAUUGUCCUGUGCUUUCGUGAUACUUUUGCUGCAGAUAGUCCUCAAAAUGAUGGUAAGAGAUAUGAUGCUUAUAUCAUCUAUCCACAAAGCACUUCAUCAUGCAAUCCUGAUAUACUUCUCUUUGUUAUGAAUAUAUUGCCACAUGUUUUGGAAUUCCAGUGUGGAUACAAGUUGUUCAUACCUGGAAGAGAUGAUCUUCCUGGAGAAGCUUUUGUUGAACAAGUAAAAACAAAUAUCAAAGAGAGCAGAAGACUGAUUAUUUUGAUGGCAAGGUCUUUUGAUGAACAGCUGUUUGAACAGCAAGUUGGAUUGCAUGAUGCAUUGCUGUGUGAUCAAAUGAAAGUUAUUCUGAUUGAGAUGGAAUAUCAUAAUGAUUAUAGUGGCUUUUCUGAAUCAAUGAGACAUAUUAUACAAAAGAAAGGAACCAUUAAGUGGAAAAGCAAUGAAUGGACAACAAAUUCUCCAUCUUCAAACUCAAAAUUCUGGAAACAAGUGAGGUAUAAUAUGCCACCAAGAUCUUCCUGGUCCCGGGGAAGUAUUGAACACAUUAGAAGUGCACGAAAUGUACCCCAAUCCAUGGUUUUGUAAAGAUUAGUAAGGUUACUACUGUAAGUACUUGUGUAAACUGCAGAGAUAGCUAUUACCGAACACCAAGGAUUAGUUUUCACAGAUCUUUUCGUUUAGUAACUGGAAAGUCAGUAGAAUUCCAGUUUGCAAUAUUAUGAGCUGCACAGAAAUUUAAAUCCUUGAAAUUUUUAUUUUCAAAACGUUAUCUCUGUGGUAUAGUAUGAUUUUUGACAGUUAUGUAUUUUUAAUUGACAUUUUUAUUUUAAAACUGCACAAAAUCUAUUUUGUAUUUAAAUUAAUACUUAGUGUCUGCAUAUUAUACACAACGAUUUUGUCUGCCUAAUUUACUCUAAAUAGAGGUGAACAAAGAUUAGUAAGUGCAUUCUAAAAACAGAUUCAUAAUAUUGUACAUGUCUUCAAACAAACAUCAGGCCCAUUUUGUUUGAAAGUUUAAUUUUGUUUUAUGGAAGAGUAUGUUACAGAAUUCUGUGUCUUUUAACACCUUGCACAAAUCUUAAAAAAAUACCUAGCAGAAUUAUUAAAAAUUGAUAAUGAGAAACAACAACACAGGGCUAAUUUAUAUGAAAUAAAAUGGUGAAUCGUGUGGUUUGGCUGCACAUUUCAUUGUUCUUUAUAAUCAGUAUGCUCUAUACUGAAAGGUCUAUUUAAAAACAAGUUGGAAAUUUUAAACAUCAAAUCUGGUACAAAGAAAGCAUGCUCCAUAAAAAUGUUAAAGAUAGAUAAGAAUCUCAAACAGCUUGCUUGGUGAUGGGAUGAGUGGGCUGAAUGGACUUCUAAUUUGUUUUUUUACCUACCCCUAUACUUCCUUCCUUUCAGGCUUAUUACAUUGUUCUAGAGCAUACAUAGUAUGCAGAAGUGGGUAGACUGCCUCUGUGCAAUCUUUUUGGUCUAUGUAUCUGGAAAGCUGCUGGGAAUUUGGCCGGGGAACCACAAACACUGGAUUACAAAUUCCUUUGCUGGUUUCCCUAGAAUCCUUGUCCUGAAAUGAUUUAUGAAUUAUUGGUUCCUCCAUAUGAGUUGCUCACACCAAUGGGAGUGGUGCUGUGACUGAGAAUUUCCUCAUCUUUGGUCCAGUGGAACUAUAACUGGUGAAAUGAGGUUUACUGGCUGCACUUGAGGUGGAUACAUGGACCAUCUGGGGAUCCUGGCUUGGGUUGUGGUAUAGGUGUGAUUUUGACUUCAUUCCAAUAUACAGUUUUAUAACCUGUUUCCAGAUGGCUCAGCUGCCCUUUUGCCUUGGCAGAUUCCACCUGCGGCUGAUCUAACACAUGAUAUCAGAAGUAAAUCAACAAUAACCAUUGGGGACCCCUCCCCUUCCCCCCAUGCCCCCCCCCCCCCCUUUUAACCUUUCAAAUCCAGAAUCAGUAGUGGAGUUUACUGGCAGGCAAGAAGGGUCGCAGCAUUUUACCAUCCAUUUCUGACUUCAGAUGGUAAUAGCUGACAUGCUGUUUGUCAGGGCAGUGUUUUUUUUCAGUUCAUGGGGUGUAAUUGUUGUCAUCUUUCCCAAAAAAUGCUGUUUAAUAAAAGUAAGCCAUUACCAACGUGGUACAGCAAAUGAAAAAAGAAUAUAUGUUUUCACUUUCAAGUAAGGGGGUCACUUUUGCUCAAUGGCAGAUUACAUAAAUAUAUAUCCUUGGCUCUCUUUUCCAUUAUACCCAUUGUUGUGACCCUAGCAGAUGGUCUUGCAAGGGAAUAUUUCUUUUGAUGUAUAUGAUCAAGUGCUCAAACUGACUUUAGUCUUUAUAUUUAGUGUCCAAUAACGUGUAGCAUAUGUGAAUAAAUGUAAUAUUGGUCUGGUUGUAUUUGAUCAUGCAUGUAUUAUUGUAUGCAUGUAUGGUGUCCUAAAGAACAAUAUGAUAAACCUAAACAACUUUGGACCCCUUUGUAUUUGCUGGAUGUUAGUGUUAGAUUCUGACUCCACAUCAGUGUUGAGGAUGGGCUCCAAAGAACUGAAGCUCUCUGACGGUGGAGAUGUUUUUGGAGGCAUUGUGUGGCUGUAUACCCGUAGUGGUAAGGUGAAUCCAUUAACUUCAAUGUGCACACUGGAAGCUACACAACUAGAGUUUAGACUCAUGCUGGAGAAUUAAGGUUUGUAUACAAAUCAUUCACAAGACUUGCAACUUUGAAGUGGGAAUGGUGCAUGAAAGCAGCACAGACCCAGUCUGGAUGCAUUGGGUCUAUGAUAAAGCGCAUGAAUUCUUCAGUUCUUUGGUAGAAUGGAAGAAGUGUUUUUCAGAGCAAAAAAUAUUGUUGAAAUGGAGGCAGAGGAUAAAAAGUUGCCCGAUCAAAAUGAAACUUUAAGGUACCAUCAGAAAGCAACCUUACUACUGGAGAUGGGCUCAUACAUUCUUACCACUUUAGCUGGUCAGACACCA